AUCAAGUUACUCAAAUUGAGGGGAGUGCAGGGCUCUGUCUGACACGCUGCAUCCCAGAAGUCGUCAGAACUGUCAUUUGGUGGUGUUCGUUAAAUCCAUUUAGUCUUUAUGCGAUGGUGCGUCCAAUCCUUGUUGUUUGGAGAUAUGACUGACUCAUUUUGACAUCGGUGCGAGUUUAAGGCACUAGACAUAUAUCUCUAAACUUAUGAAACGGAAGCAUGUGUUGAAUGAUCGUCUGCAAAACAAGCGUGUGCACCGUAAUCGUGUGAAAGGUGCUAUGGCGGAAAACAUUCAGGUGGCUCGAAGUUCCAAUCGGAGACGCCCAUUUUGGCUGAAUUUCAAAAUUGUCAAAUGCAUGUGAGAUAUAAACCUUAAACACACUUUUCAAGGGAAAUUUUUUUUUGACACCCUAAAAGUAGGUCACAUAACAUGAGCUAAAAAUGAAAAUCUUUGAGACCUUUGACUGAGUUUCUCAUUUCAAAAACAAGUUUUGGACACCCUGGUACAUAUUAAAUAACAAACACUUCAAGUCACAUUUUGCAACAGAAAAUUUAUUCAAAUCAACAAAUAAAACUACCGUAACUGCCAAAUAAAAGUACCGUAUUUUCAGACUAUAAGCUGCUACUUUUUUAUUGCCUUUCUACCCUGCGGCUUUUAUAAGGAAGUCACAUGUCUUUAAGGAAUUCAAACAGACAGAAGCCCGUUACGCUAACGUCUAACGCUGCAAGUGAAUGUGAUGGAGUCAUAUAAUAGUGGAAUGGCUACUGGUAGCCAGGCCACAGGCAUUUCGAGUAUAGCAUUAGUCGAUGCUCAUAGUGUGGUGCCAGGAAAGUCGCCAUUACCACCUGUGACAGCGGCUCUGACCUUGUCGAAGUGGCUGAGUGGAUGGGACACGGACUGCAUCUAGCAAUCAGUUUCAGCAAAUAUAUUGAUCCAGAGCUGCAGGAGUUAGAGUCUCCUGCCGUUAAAGAAGAAGUUGAACACCCGCAAAUGAAAAAGGAAGAGUCGGACGACCCUCAACAGCAAAAGAGAGAAGAGCAACUUCCAAUUGAAAUGGAGCUGCCAGACGUUAAAGAGGAGGACGAUAUCAGGACUGGUGAGCCCUUGAAGAGUGAAGCAGUUCUGAGUGAGACCAACAGAGGAGCGGAGCCUCCAAACAGCGAAGAUGCCACGUCACACUUGGCUUACAGUGAUGAUGGUCUUAAGAAAGCUUACAGUGACGACAAACGCAAAUGCUCUCAGUGUGGGAAAACCUUUAGUAAUAAGUAUAUUUGUCUUAGGCAUAUGAGAAGCCACACUGGAGAAAAACCUUUUUCCUGCUCAGUUUGUGGUAAAGGGUUCACUCUAAAGCAUCACCUAAAAGCACACGCAAGGUGCCAUACCGGAGAAAAAACUUUUUCCUGCUCAGUUUGUGGUCAAGGGUUCACUCUUGGGCAAAACUUAAAAACACACACCAGAACCCACACUGGUGAAAAACCUUUUUCCUGCUCAAUUUGUGCUCAAAGAUUCAGUCGUAAGAGCGCCUUAAAAACACACACCAGAACCCACACUGGUGAGAAACCUUUUUCCUGUUCAGUUUGUGGUCAAGGGUUUACUCUAAAGCAACAGUUAAAUGUACACACAAGAUCACACACUGGUUUCAGAAAAUAUCUUGAUACUGAGGGGCAGGAGCCAGAAUUUCCUGGCGUUAAAGAGGAUGUUGAGCUCCCCCAAAUUAAUGAGGAGAAGCCAGAGCACUGUCAAAAGGAGAGAGAAGGGCAACUUUCAGUCAAGGAGGAAGAGGAGCUGCCAUACGUUAAAGAGGAGGAAGAGGAGUAUAUCACCAGGUCGACUGGUGAGCCCUUGAAGAGUGAAGAUGGUCUGAGUGAUCCCAACAGAUGGGCAGAGCCUCCAAGCAGCGGCAGCAGCUCAACAGAAGGAUUGCAAGCGGGCAGCUUCAUCACUCCACCAUCAGAUAGCGAAGAUGCCACGUCACUCUCGCCUUACAGUGAUGAAGAAGGUUAUAACAAAGAUCACAGUGACGACAAACUCUGCAAAUGCUCUCAGUGUGGGAAAACCUUUGCAAAUAAGUAUAUUUGUCGUACCCAUAUGAGGAGCCACACUGGUGAAAAACCUUUUGUCUGCUCAGUUUGUGCUCAAAGUUUCAGUCGGAAGAGCGGCUUAAAAAUCCACAGAAGAACACACACUGGAGAAAAACCUUUUUCCUGCUCAGUUUGUGACCAAAGAUUCAGUUGCAAAAGGAACUUAAACAUACACACAAGAACCCACACUGGUGAGAAACCUUUUGCCUGCUCAGUUUGUGGUCAAGGAUUCGCUCAAAAAGAAACCUUAAAACGACACACAAGAACCCACACUGGCGAAAAACCUUUUCCCUGCUCAGUUUGUGGCCGAAGAUUUGGUCGCAACAGCCUGUUAAAAAGACACACAAGGACGCACACUGGCGAAAAACCUUUUUCCUGCUCAGAUUGUGGUCAAGUAUUUGCUCAAAAGCAACAUUUGAAAAUACACACAAGAACCCACACUGGCGACAAACCCUUUUCUUGCUCAGUUUGUGGCCAAAGAUUCAGUAGCAAGAGCGCCCUAAAAAUACACACAAGAACCCACACUGGUGAAAAACCUUUUUCCUGCUUGGCUUGUGGCCAAAGAUUCACUCAAAAGCAACAUUUGAAGAGACACACAAGAACCCACACUGGCGAAAACCUUUUUUCCUGCUCAGUUUCUAGUCAAGCAUUCUCUCAGCAGGAUCUGAUUAAGAGACAUAUGUGUGUUGGUGAGAGAAGCAGUGGCCAGUGACUGUUCUGACUGUCAUCCAUGCUGCCUUCAUCAGAUUGUGCACUCAAGACGAUUGUAUUCUGUAGAGUAGGCAUGUUCCGGUAUGAUAUUUGUUUAAAUGAUAUUUGUAUAAACCAAAAUAUCACAAUAUCACAGUAUUGCAAUCAACAUCAUUGCAAACAUUUUUUCAAUUGAACAGGACUUUUAUUUUUCGAAACAUAUUAGCAAAUUGGAACAUUAGUAUAAUGUUAAGUUAAAUAAAGAAAGAAAAAAAAACAAAGUUCCUUAGGCGAGCGUAAACCCACAGCCACAGCUCAACAUUAUUACCAUCAGAACAAAAAUAAUUGAAUUAUUUUCCAGAAACAGCACGUGUGUAUGACUCGGAUCAUGUUUACUUUAUACACACACUCUCCUUCUUAACACAGUUGCCAGGGAGAGAACCUGGCCAGGGAACAACCAAUAAACACCUUGGAGUUAAUUUUUAGCUAGUGGGAAACGAACAUGGCAGCCUUUACUCACCUUUAUUUUUUUAUAAAUGCAAAAUCAUAUUGGAGGUAUUGCCUACUCAGCAGCCUACCUCCGCAAACAUGUUUUAGAUGUCGGUUGGCCCUUCUUCCCUAACCCGUGGCCAUCUGUAACUUUUCUGUAGACGAAGUGUUCCCAUUACAGCGAUUUCGUUUUCUUCGGCGGUUGAAAAAAGUUCAGGAGUUUCCACUCCUCCAGCCAUUGUGUAGCAGAGCUGACUCACUGACACUGAGCAACAGCCUUUAGGGCCUAACCAUUAGUCAGGUUUCUGGGCUGUCGCUGAGAAACACAGAGUUUGAGCUCCCUCCAAGGUUCCAUCUCUUCAUGCUUCACAGUAGUGAUGGUGUUCUGUAGAUAGUACUCAUCAUUCUUCUUCCAAACACGGUUAGUGGAAUUAUGACCAAAAAGUUACUCUCAUUUACUCUCUCUUUACUCUCAUCUGACUACAAAACCUGCUCCCAUGAGUCCUGUGCAUCAUCCAAAUGGUCAUAGGCAAAUUUAAGACAGGCCUUGACAUGUGCUGGUUUAAGCAGGGGAACCUUUUGUGCCAUGCAUGAUUUCAAACCAUGGCGUCUAGUGUAUUACCAACAAUAACCGUGGAAACGGUAGUCCCAGCUCUUUUCAGGUCAUUGACCAAAACCUGUCGUGUGGUUCUGGGCUGAUUCCUCACCUUUCUUAGAAUCACUUAGAUACCACGAGGUGAUAUCUUACAUUGGGCUCCACUCCGAUUGAGAUUGAUCGUCAUGUUUAGCUUCUUCCAUUUUCUAAUGAUUGCUCCAACAGUGGAUCUUUUUUCACCAAGCUGCUUGGCAAUUGCUCUGUAGCCCUUUCCAGCCUUGUGGAGGUGAACAAUUUUGUCUCUGGUGUCUUUGGAUAGCUCUUUGCUCUUGACCAUGUUCCAAAUUUGAGUCUUACUGAUUGUAUGGGGUGGACAGGUGUCUUUAUGCUGCAAUCGACCUAAAACAAGUGCAUUUGUUUCAGGACAAUACAUGGAGUGAAGGUGGACUUUUAAUAGGUGAACUAACAGGUCUUUCAGGUUCAGAAUUCUCGCUAAUAGACAGGUGUUUAAGUACUUAUUUGCAGCUGUAUCACACAAAUAAAUUGUUCAAAAAUCCUGCAUUGUGAUAUCUGGAAUUUUCUUUUCAGAUUCUCUCUCCCACAGUGGAUAUGCACCUACAAUGAACAUUUCAGACCCCUCCAUUAUUUCUAAGUGGCAGAACUUGCAAAAUUGCUGGGUGUUCAAAUACUUAUUUUCUUCACUGUACAUAUAAACAAAUCGUACGUCUUUCUUUUUUAUCGCAGAUAUUGAUCGCAAUAAAACUUUGGGACAACAUGAUGCCAUUUCAUGUUUUGUUUAAAACGAUUGGUGUAUGUGCAAAACAUUAAUCACAAUGUAUAAAAUUAUUAGUCUAAUUAAUACAUCUACAUCAAUGCUACCUCUUAAAGUCACGUUACAAUGACUGUAGUUUUCAGCCAGGAGAACGUGUCGUCAGGUGGUCUCCAACCUUCAUUGGGCGUUUCGACCCUGAACCACGACGCCCUCCGAUUGGGGGGCCGGCAAUGAUGGUCAGUCACUGCCCACCUUCUCCUGGGCCCUAGUUUAACUCCCCCAUCCUAUUCUAAUGCCAACAAGAUGCUCUUACUGCAGCCUCCCCCAACCUACGGACCGCUGCCCUCCUCUCACGUCCUGCAAUUCCUAGGGCAGUAAGUGUCUUCCAUACUGACUGUGCUGGGAAACCUCUGCACCCAACCUCCAUCGGAAAGAGCCAAGCUUGCCAUCCUUUCCCCUUACAUUGAAGGAACAUUGAAGAACAACCUGGGGGAAGAGUAGCUUCCUUCGCAGGUUCACCCUCAUCUCCCACGACUGUGCCGCUUGCAGGAGGCUCAUCUUGAUUGUCAUGAAGGCUGGUGGUUUCUCCGCACCAUGAUUCCUCUCUCUCCACAUAGCUCUUUCUGCUGGAACCGGUACACAGCUUAUGGCCAGUUUAUGCGCUGGGAGUACGAGUUCCUGGGGCGGAGGAUCAGGGUUCCUCUACCAGCCUGUGUGGUUAAUAAGCUCAGGACAACCUUCCCAUCACCAAACUUUGUUGGAUUCCAACUUUCAAAUCCUCCCUAACACUGCAACAGUUUAAUAAAAUAUUUUAGUUGUUUCCUUGUACAGUAUUUUUGCAAGAUUUUCUUUGUAUAAGUAUUGAUAACAGCCUGAGUGGUUGGUGCAGGUUAAGUCUUAUUACAUAUUAUUUCCUAACUGCCAUACAAAUGAUAUUUCCAUGACAUAAGUAUUGUGCUGAAUGGAAUAUGGAAACAUGAUAAAUGCAAGGACGUUACAAAAUACUCAUUGCUGACAAGUUAAUACAAAUAAAAAACUGAAUUGCUACUGUAUCAAGUUCAAGACAAAGAUGUAGCAACAUACACAAUAUGUUUUUACUCACAAGAAUUCAACUGUGCCAUUAUAUUGUAUAAAUACUAACAUAUUUACAAAGGCUUUGAACCGAAUAUACCCUUUAAAAAAAAAAAAAAAAAAAGUAGCUCACAUACUAAUUUUUGGAAAGAUCACGACGUAAGAACCGGCGAACACAACUAUACAAAAUUAAAGGUUCUUGAACAAGCUCAUUCGUAGCACAUUAAAAAGUGUGACAUGGUCCCGGACCCGCCUGUUCUUCGUCAGGUCGCUGACAGCUGCUGCCUAGGGGUAACCUCCCAGCCUCGGGCACAGCCGGUAUCGCCUCCCAUUCAUCCGCCUCUACGUCACUGAUGUCCUGCACCAGCCUCUCCACCGCCGACAUCAGCUCGCCAACAUAAUCUGAUAACGGGGGAAGCAAACAUUACUAAAAAAUUCACCAACUGCGUACCAAAUGCACAGAGAUAAUUCCACAUCAAAUCCAUUCUAUCUUGCAAACAUCAAUUAAGCAAAAAUGGGACAAAUUUUAAAAAUACAAUGAACGGUUAACACUGUAUCCUGUAAUAAAGUAUCCAAAGGUUUAUACAUUACGAUGACAUACAAAAGAUUACACCAAGGAGUACAAUUGACAAGAUUAGUACCAAAUGCGGGGUUCUCCUAAAUUUUGCACACAAUAUGGCCGCCUUGUUUUGACUUUGGGAAGUGGAUGCUAUAAAUCCCCACUCCGUCUCUGGUUAAGCUGUGGGCUCGAUGGGCGUUUUUAUUGAAGUGAAGAACAGCCACAAUUGUCCUAAAAAACAUGGGUGGAAUAGUAUUUCCAUAUUAAUAUUCAUAUUGAAAAUGUCUUUCAAUCUAUCUGAUUUUUAUUGUGACCACAAAAAACAAAGACACAAGAUAAUAUACUGGAUAAAUCAGUGGAUACUGGUCACAAUAUUACCUGCUGAGCAUCUCCUCGUAAGAAAAGGUGAACAUUUUGGGUGUAAAAUGGUUCACUGGACUGUGAAGGCUUCCAAGUGGGAAGUUUGGUAGACCAGAGACCGCUGGUGGACGUCGGCCAACAGUUUGGAGCCACAGAUCAGCUUCUCUAGCUCACGGUUCAACUUACAGGCAUGCAAACUUGCCACCUUUCGGUGAAAUUUCGCCGUUUUGAAAUCAAAAUGGGUCAUUCUUCUGAAUCACGUAGA
This is a messenger RNA of Corythoichthys intestinalis (scribbled pipefish), 6882 nucleotides long. RefSeq names its product oocyte zinc finger protein XlCOF6-like. The transcript has 3 exons. The record is from RefSeq and is a predicted model, not a curated record. Gene Ontology annotation, cellular component: nucleus. Gene Ontology annotation, biological process: regulation of transcription by RNA polymerase II. The coding region runs from base 886 to 2793 and encodes 635 amino acids. NCBI's taxonomy places the organism in Eukaryota, Metazoa, Chordata, Actinopteri, Syngnathiformes, Syngnathidae. Gene Ontology annotation, molecular function: RNA polymerase II cis-regulatory region sequence-specific DNA binding; DNA-binding transcription activator activity, RNA polymerase II-specific.